UUAUUGGUGGGCAGCGACGGUUACAUCACCGCACGGCUCGUGACGCGCACGUCUUCCUGUUUCCUUCAGCCGCGUCUUAAAGUGAAUCUUUAGUGGCGGAGGAGCGCUCCAGCAUCCAGUUCCCCCUCUGCAUCCAGUGCGCCUCGGAGACGCACAGACGCAGACGCUCGCUCUCUCUCUCGCUCUCUCUUUCGCUCUCUCGCUCUCGCUCGCUCUCUCUCUUGCACUCUCUCUAUGUCUCUCACUCUUGUAGUCACAGCAGAGGAUAGAGGGAGAGAUCGACGCGCAAGAGCUCUUUUCAUCUUCUAUAUUUUCCCUAUUUUGUUCCUUUCGGCCGCGUCGCCGACUUUAUUCCAGCUCUUCCUCCUCUGAGAGAAACUCUGUAAUCCAGCCAUCCAGCCGAGCUCUGCAACAUAUUCUUUCUUUGGUUUUUGGUUUUUUUUUUUUUUUUUUUUGGUCGCCGUAGGAGUUCAGGUUGUCCCCCCCCUCUUCAUCUAAAGGGUACUCAGAGGCUUUGAUCCUAGAGGACUGGGUUUGUGGGAUAUGGCCCAAUAGCAGCAGCCCGUGAUGCCGGACCAUGACAGCGACUCCCUCCUGAACAGACAGACCAAGCGAAGACGUGUGGACAUUGGUGUUAAGAGGACCGUGGGCAGCACAGCCUCCUCCACAGCAGCAGCCACAACAGCAACCACUGAUAACAUUGCCCGCGCCAAAGCAGCCAUUUUCAGUGCCAUGAACUCUCUGAGCUCCCACUCUCACCACGGAUCAGACACCGACUCCAUGGAGUGCUCUGUAGUGCAGCCACAUGGUGGGCCUGGCGUUGUGUCAGCCAGCGACAGUGAAUCCAAGUCCAAUGUACUCCGAAAGCUACUGAAGAGGGCCAACUCAUAUGAGGAUACCAUGAUGCCCUUCCCUGGCACCACCAUUAUCUCCCAGCUUCUCAAGAAUAACAUGGCUAAAAAUGGAGGCGGACCCGAGAGGGGAGAAAGAGGGGACAGGGGUGAUCGGGACGCCGGCUUCCCUGGAUCAGGGCUCUCCAAUGCAAGUUCGGAUGCUCCCCAAGAGGAUGCAUGCAGUAACUCCUCCCAGGACAGCACCCCUCAAGAGUGCUUGUCACCGUUUGGUCGUCCUCCAGGCCUGGCCACCUUUGACAUCGAACGACUCAAUGAUGAACACCUGCGUGCCAAGAGAGCCCGCGUAGAGAACAUUAUACGUGGUAUGAGCCACUCACCCAGUGUGGUGGUACCUGCUGCUUCCCGUCAUGAGCGUGACCAUGAGAUGGAUGGAGAUAGGGACAUGGAGUUAGACUGCCCACCCCCUCAGUCUCAGCAUCAGGCCCCCAGCAGCCCACGGGGUGGCGAGGUGUGCAGCAGUAGCAGCCGAGAGAACAAGCGUAAGCAGCGUCUGCCUCAGCAGCAACAGCAGAGCUUCACCCAGCUGGUGUGCCAGAGGAAGGAGCAGAAGCAGGAGGAGCGACGGCAACUGAAGCUGCAGCUGGAGGACAUGCAGAAACAGCUACGCCAGUUGCAGGAGAAGUUCUUUCAGAUUUAUGACUCAACUGACGACUCAGAACACAAUGACCUCCACAAUGACCUCCACAACGACAUAGGAAACAUGUCUGAGGACAGCCCAACCCGAUCUGAUAACGGCGGCGAUGAUCGGGGUGGAGAUGACUUGCGCUCUGACAAUGAGAUGUCUGACCUGGACCCGGGCCAUUUCCUAGACAGGGCGCGGGCAUUGCUUCAGGAGCAGGCCCUGCUGGCGGACGGAGAGAAGCCAAGAAGAGAGGGGCUCGGCCGGAGCAAAGCACAGGGAGGACCAGGCUCCUCCAUGCAUGCUGAAGGAAAACAGCUGGCGGAAACACUGAAGCAGGAACUCAAUUCAGCCAUGACGCAGGUGGUGGACACAGUGGUAAAAGUGUUUGCCAAGCCUCCACGCCCUACACCCCAGCAGGCUUUCCCCCCAUUAUCCCUACCACCUGAAAGAUUUCCCAAUGUUGUCAAUGGAGACAACCCCAACUUCCACACCGCCAACCAGAGGCUGCAGUGCUUCGGUGAUGUCAUCAUUCCCAAUCCACUAGACUCAUUUGCCAGCAUGCCCGGGAUGCCAGGCGCCGCCAACGACCAAACCGAGGCGCUGCCCUUAGUCGUGAGGAAGACACCCAGUGAGCACCACCACCAGUCCUCAGCUGUGGGCGCACAUGGUGGGCACCACCAUCCUGCCCUUCACCCCUCCUCGCUCUCUGCCUCCAUGGGUUUUAGCCCUCCAUCCUUUAGACACCCCUUUCCACUUCCUCUUAUGGGCUACCCUUUCCAGAGUCCCCUGGGUGGACCCACAGGUGGCUACCCAGGAAAGGACCGCUCUUCACCAGACUCCAUGGACCUGUCCCGGGAGACCACCAGCCUGAGGACCAAGAUGACAUCAGGUCACCACCUUGUGCACCACCACCAUCGCUCUUGUUCACCAGCACACCCAGGCAGCACAGCUGAGGGACUCUCCCUGUCCCUCAUCAAGUCCGAGUGUGGUGAUCUCCAGGACAUGUCUGACAUCUCACCUUACUCAGGCAGCAAUAUCCAAGAGGGUCUCUCUCCCAAUCACCUGAAGAAAGCCAAGCUCAUGUUUUUCUACACCCGCUACCCGAGCUCUAACAUGCUUAAGAUGUUCUUCUCUGAUGUCAAGUUCAACCGCUGCAUAACCUCCCAGCUGAUCAAGUGGUUCAGCAACUUCCGGGAGUUCUACUACAUCCAGAUGGAGAAGUUCGCCCGCCAGUCCAUCAACGACGGAGUCACCGGGAGCGAGGAGUUGAGUGUCAGCCGCGACUGCGAGCUCUUCCGAGCCCUCAACAUGCACUACAACAAGGCCAACGACUUCGAGGUCCCCGAUCGCUUCCUGGAGGUGGCCGAGAUCACACUGAGAGAGUUCUUCAACGCCAUCGUGGCCGGCAAAGAUGUGGACCCGUCCUGGAAGAAGGCCAUCUACAAGGUCAUCUGCAAACUGGACAGCGAGGUCCCCGAGGUCUUCAAGUCCCCCAACUGUCUCCAAGAGCUUCUACACGAGUAAAUCUCUCCCUCCUCCUCCUCCUCCUCCUCCUCUUCGCUCGACGCUUUGUGCUUUUUAUAUUUUCUCUGAUUUCAUAGAAUUUAAAAAAAAAAAUGAUAUUCUCUUUUUGUUUUAUUUCCAUUUCCCCCCCAACUUUACUUUGGAUUUCCUUUUUUGUUUUGUUUUUUAUUUUAUUUUAAACUUUUUGAAUGUAAUGAAAGUUAUGAAGUAGCAUUCCCAAUCUGAAGCCUCUGUGGCAGUUCCUAAAUGACCUAGCUAUUGUGUUGUUCUUCUUCUAUGAUAAUUAUCAUGAUGGUUACAAUUUGUUUUUGUUUUUCUAUGAUUCUGAACUGAAGAGACUCUAAUCUUAUCGGGUGUUUUUUUUUCUUUUUUUUUUUGGACCGUGUGAACCCUCAUCCCGUUCUUUUGGCCUGUUUUAUGAUCGACACUAACUGCAGUCCUCAGUGUGUGGAAGGAGUUCCCGUUCACACAACUGAGAACGUAGGCUGCCUUCCCCUAAAAACUUUAGUGGAGGCACCCAUGGGAGGGCAUCCCCUCCUUUUCCAGUGAGUGUCCAAAUGAACUGUGCUAGCGAAAACUAUAGACUGUGCUACUGAAGACGUCCCCCAACAGGACACUCACACAAACUCACACACACACACAUGCACACACACACACACACAAAACAAGGCCUAGUGACGUUAAUGACUGGACUAAGACUGGACUCAUGGUACUGGUCUGUACUAGUCUGUGAGACUUGGACUGGUUUCAAAUAGCUACUGAGCUCUACCAUGUUUUGAAGUGUGUUUUUCCCUGCAAGUAGGGCAUUGUGUUUAUUGGCUGUACAUUCUUAUUUUUGAUUAUUAUUAUUAUUAUUAUUAUUGUUGUUGUUUCUGAUUAUUAUUAUUUGUCAUCACUGCUUGCUGAAGAUUGGCACUUCGAGAGUUGUUUGUCCCUUGAUGCCAUUGCAGAAAAAAAUAAAUUAUUGCUAUUAAUAUUAUUCCACCAGAGUUUAGAUUCUGAAAUAUUUUUACCCCCUCAUUUCCCAUUUUUCUUCAUCUUUUUUUUUUUAUUUUUUGUUCCUCCAUCUUUGAAGUGGACAUUUUGUUUUGUUUUGUUUUGUUUCACCUGGAAAAGCGUUUUCGAUUUUGGGCUUUCAAUGGAGGGCCAGAGCGGGCUUCUGUAGUGACGAAGCCUUUUCCUUUUCUAUAAAAGGAAAAACACGUGAAGUAAACAUUUCAGAAGUACAGAAUUAUGCAGAUGACGUUUUUUUUUUUUUUUUAAACGGCUAAAUUUCACAUAGCCACUCCAGUUUUCAUAACUAAAACCUUGUUCAGCUGUCAAGCAAAACGUAUUAUUAUUCUAAUUAUCUUUUGACAAUACACAAUAAUAACUGCAACUAACUUUUUUUUUGUCCUUUUGUAGCUCAAAGCGGGCAGGCUUUAAUUGCGAUUAGACUAUACAAGGUGUAAAUUACAUUAUGAAGUUAUUUCAAUAGCAGUCGAUACUUGAAUAUAUCAAUAUACUGUGGUGAUCUAAAAGCACGGUGUGUGCUAAAACAAUACGUAGAUACGAAUAGACGCAUCGCGGAGAGGAAGAUGAUUCGAGGAGGGCGAAGAGAGAGGUGAAUGUAAACCGAAAAAACUGGCGUUCAUUAAUUCUGCUUUGAGUGGAACUUCCCCCACAAACAAGAGAGAGGCGCACACCCCGCUCCUUCCCUCCAUGUUCACCUGCCUCUGAGUGAUCCAGCUCCUCUCUCACCGCAACAAUAUGAGGUCAGAGGUGAGCACUCACCCCAGGGGUAGAUGGAGAAGCUCUCAGCACUACAAAGAGCGGGGACAAAGGCGCAGAGCGAGGAGCGACACGCACCUGAAACCCUCCACUCUGUCCCGCCGUCCCAAACUGGCAGCUUUUUAAAAAAAAAAAAAAAAAAAAACCCAAAGUGAGAUUCUGUUGAUGCCACUGUGCCCGGUUUGUUAAACGCCAUUCCUUUCACGUUUUUUAGACUCACAUCCCACGUUUUUUCCACUUGCUCAUGCAUUUCCAGCGUUUUAUUAAUUUUUCAUCCGCCCUCUCAGGCUUUUAAGCGUUUUAAGAAGCAGUUAGCGCUAGCUGCCCUUUUUGAUGAGGUAAGUUUGGAGCAAUGAGAGGACUUGAAUGCUUUUUCCUGGAGUGUGUGCGAGCUCGCCGUUGAUCUCACCUUGGCGACAUUAGCUUACAGUGUGUCUGUGUGUGUGCGUCACAAAAGAUCAAAAGGAGGCAGGUUGCUUAACCUGCUGACUUGUCUAAGCGAGACAAAGCGCCUGACAAAAGGAGGCAGAGAAAGACGGAGAGCUACUCCCUUCAUUAUGUCCCCCCCCCCCCGCCCUUCUCCUCCACCUCCUCCCAGGACAGUGUUCUUCUUAAGAUCCGGAGUCCUGAGAGAGCGAGUCGGACAUAUUUCUCACUGAAGGAUGGGCACGUCUCAGAGUCUCAAAGCACCAGCCAAGGGCUCUAAAGCGCCUCAAAACAAAGGAGAAAGGAAAGGACACUUAUCUGAUGCACAGAUUAUUAUCGCUCCACACCCUCCCUCCCUCCCUCCUCCUUCCUGCAACCCCGCCCUGAAGUUAAAGAGUUCCUGCGCCUAAAAAGAUUAAUUCAGGAUAAUGAAGACUUAUGUGCAAAAAAAAAAAAAAAGAAAAAAAAAAGAUGGAUUAGCAAGACCUUAAUACCACGUUGAGAAUAUUUUUGUCAAGUUUUCCUUUUUCCGGGGUUGUUAACAUUAUCGAAAUAAAUAUAUAGUCUUUUUUUAAAGAAUUGUUAAAGAUAAAAUUUAUGGGAGAAAAUAUAUACAGUAGUGGAAGCUUGUUGGAAAGGCACUGUUAGAAAUUUGUUUCAUAAAAAGAAAAGCUCGAGGGUAUUUUUAGUGACGGCUUUUGUUUAAAUCUGUUUUCAGAAUAAGUGAGUUGUUGGUAGAUUAGGAGCAGUAGUCGUAGGUUUUUUUGCAGGUUUUGUGACCACUUUUUUCCCUUUUUUUUUCCUUACCUUUUUGUAUCUUUGUGCUGAACGGCUGUCUUUCUUCGAGAUCGGAAAAAAAAUACACUUGGAAUAUGUUUUCAGAGUAUGAAAUAUUGUUGUUGCUACUGUAAAUACUGUCAGGAUGAAACAAAGAAUAGCUGUACAGUUUGUUUUUCUAUUAUUACCGCUAGAGAGGGAUGGAUGAAAAAAAGAUGAGUGGAGACAAAAAAAAGAAAGAGGGAUGACCCGCUCUCUCUCUCUAUGUGGAUUCACAAAUAACCCACAGAGAGGUUUUGGUUGUUGUUUUGUUUUUGUUUUUUUUCCCUGCCAUGCCUUUAACGGGGGUCUGUUUCCCGUCGGCAGUGCCCUUGAAGUUGCACCAGCAUCCGUUUCUUUAAUUUUUGGCCGACAGAACGAUGCAUUACGGCUAGCGGUCGGGUAAUGAUGAUGUCACGGAGCAGCCCGUUGGCAGUCCUGCGGACCACGUCUUGUCCACACACACAAAAAAAAACAAAAACAAGGGCAGACUCCCGCCGACGUAGCUCUAGGUUUGACCCGGGAGAGAGACAGGAACUCAUUGUCAUCAGACGAGUCAUGGAGGGGACACGCAUUGUACAGUAACAGUUUGAUAAAUAAAAAAAAAGAGAGACUGCAGACAGAAAAAUAAGUGAUUUAUAACAUUUUUUACCGGGUUCAAACCAGUUGGAAGAAGUUUGGACUUUCUGUGGAGUUUCUGUAGGCUUUGCAUCGUGUGUAUGUGUGUGUGUGUGUGCAUGGUGAUGUAUAUGAGUGUGUGUCUGUGUGAGAGAAAAGACCGAUUAUGAGAACCUGUGAACCAGUGAGUGACACAAUUCUCAACACUGUGGCCCCUCCCCCACCCCUGGGAGUACCAUCCUGACAUGUAAAUGAUUCUCAUUAAGCGUUGGCAACGUGUGUUCAGUGUGUGUGUGUGUGUGUGUGUGUGUGUGUGUGUGUGUGUGUGUUGCGAUAAUUUCCCUCUGAUCUGUUUUCUGACCUGUUUGAAAGGGGUUUUUUGUUUCUCGAUGCUUUCGGUAGUAAUUCUUUUCUUUUUUAUUAUUAUUAUUAUUAUUAUUAUUAUUAUCAUUAUUAUUAUUAUUAUUACAUUGCUCCUUUUUUCUCUUAUUUGUAAAUAUCAAUGAUGUGGACUUACAGUGAUAAAUACUGCCUUUGUGUAACUUAGCAAUAUGUUAUGUAAAUAGUGUUUCGUUGAUGCUUUUUGUAUGACAUUAUUAUUCGAUUCUAGUGCAGUAAAUUCCAAACUGGAACGGCCAUGUUUUUCAAAAUACAGUCUGAAUAGUUACACACAGGUUGUAAAAUACAACUCAUGACAUGGCUGUUUUUUUCUGUUAUUGGUGUCUAUUUGUCUUGCAGAUUUUGUGUAAUUUAUUGGUUUAAUUUAUCCUAAUUUAUUUGUUGUUAUUUUUCUUUUGUUUUUGUUUUUUUUCAAACAGGGAAGGCUGUACUGCAUUUCAUUGAGUAGAACCCACUUAAAAGAAAUUCUUAACUACUGAAAAAUGUAAUUUUAAAAAAAAAGAGAUAAGCGUGCUCAUUGCUGGAAAAAAAUUGAGAUCUUGGCAGCUAAACGGAACUGGACAGUUUAUAAACAAAAACAGAAAUAAAAGGUUGUUAAGUUUUGUUCCAGGGCAGGGGCCGAGGGUGGGCUAGAAAGCUUAAAAACUAGUUUGAAGCAGUUUUGUAUUUUUCUCUUGAGAUGUUUUUCCCCCCCUGUAUUGCUUUGGCCCAGCCCAAAAAAAAAAACAACCAGUAGUCAAAUUGCCUUUCGUGCCUUCACCCUCUAUGAACUGAAUGUAUGUGCAGUAUAUAUGCAAGCUUGUGCAAAAUGAAUAAAAAAUGGAAAUAAAAAUGAAAAAGA
This is a messenger RNA of Acanthopagrus latus (yellowfin seabream), 7930 nucleotides long. Its product is annotated as prospero homeobox protein 1-like. Gene Ontology annotation, cellular component: nucleus. Gene Ontology annotation, biological process: regulation of transcription by RNA polymerase II. The record is from RefSeq and is a predicted model, not a curated record. Lineage: Eukaryota; Metazoa; Chordata; Actinopteri; Spariformes; Sparidae. The transcript has 5 exons. Gene Ontology annotation, molecular function: DNA-binding transcription factor activity, RNA polymerase II-specific; RNA polymerase II cis-regulatory region sequence-specific DNA binding. The coding region runs from base 568 to 3060 and encodes 830 amino acids.